This is a messenger RNA of Hemicordylus capensis (graceful crag lizard), 3972 nucleotides long. It is a transcript of the gene PAQR5, whose product is annotated as progestin and adipoQ receptor family member 5. The record is from RefSeq and is a predicted model, not a curated record. Gene Ontology annotation, cellular component: membrane. Gene Ontology annotation, molecular function: signaling receptor activity. The transcript has 8 exons. The coding region runs from base 2294 to 3301 and encodes 335 amino acids. NCBI's taxonomy places the organism in Eukaryota, Metazoa, Chordata, Lepidosauria, Squamata, Cordylidae.
GGGAGGGGUGCCCAUUCCAGGCCAGACCUGGAGGAGUCGCAACUUGCGCCCCCUUUUUGACGGUGCUCCAGGGCUCUGUUUUUGCUGCAACGGCCUAUCACAGACGCUCGCCUGGGAGCCGCUCCUCCCAAACGGGGAGUCCCAACCCUGGGUGCCCUGGCGGGGUUGGACAGGACUCCACAAAUGGGGGGUCAGUUUACUAGCCAGCCCUGUUGGGGGGUUUCGGGUUGAGCCAGGUGCCCUUGAACAUGCCCGGCUGCCUCUUUGGCUGAGUCUCGGGGGGCCUCCCGUGCUGUCCUUGCCCUUCAGGUGUCUGCCACGGAAGCCUUGACCUUGCUUUGUUCCCAGAGCCACCUCUGGUCUCGUGCCUGCAAAAUGCAGUGUUGCUUACACAAAGCCCAAUGUCCUUUUGCGAGCGGGCUCUGUUUCUGUUCCUGCAUAUCUUGCUGCCCGCCAGCCAGCCAGUACGGAGGGGCAAGACUUGGGUGGCGCCAGGAGGCAGCUGAACUCUGAUUAGCUGCAGGUAAGUGGAACCUCCAUGGCCAGGAGAAGUCUACCUCAAAGGAGCGGCCCCUAGGGGCAAGCAACAGGGGCAGGAUGCUAGGGCAGAGGAGGGCCUGCUCAGAGAGGGCCCUUUUGAUCCCCACGGUUUAGCUGCAGGGCCCAUUUUUCAUCACGUGGCUCAGGUCUGGCAUGCAGGGCUGAGGAUCCAAGAGGCUGAGUUAUGUGGCAGCCUUGGGCUUUCUCACGCCCCGUGAGGAUCACUGCAUGGUGUGGCUCGGCCCCAGGUUUUACAGUUGAAUAAUUCUUCCUGCUUCUUAUGCGCCACACGGGGCAAGUUGUAAAAAGUUACUCAUUAACGGCGCCGAUAUUUGCCCAGAAUUUUGAGGCUUCCUGCAGGUGCCGCUGGCUUGAUGGGUGUUGGCCGCCCUGCUCUGCUGAGAAGUGGGAAGGGGUGAUGGAAGAGAGCCAGCCCUCUUGCUUUGUCUCCAGGGUGGGGUGGGGGGUUGGAGGCAAGGAGCAAAGCCAGCCCCACCCCCUGCCGAGGAGGUGGAGGCACACCCUGCUUCUGCACCCUCGAGCAGCCCGGCAGAAGUGCUCUCUCCUCCGAGAAGAGAACACAGCCAAGCCCCACUUGCUGCGGUGGCUGCUAAGGCGGGUGUGGCUGUGGGCUGCUGCCUUGUAAAAUGCCCACCCCUCCAGGGGCGAGGGCUUGCGUGCAGAUGCUGGCAUGCUGAGAGAGGCUCCGGAGAAGGCAGCCGGCCAGGCUGGGAAGCAGGUCCGCUGCUGCUUGGCCCAAGAGAGGGAGUGAUUCCCCCGGGGGCAUCUCUUGCUGAAUGCAACAGGUAUGUGACAGUUCUGCCUGCGGAAAGGAGAGAGGGCAUGAAGGGCGGGGCCUCCGUCUGAGGAGCACAGCUGGUAUAGCAUAGCCUGAGUGGGGGGUCUCCAGGCCCAACGUCACUUCCGCCUCCAUCUCCCUUCUGUGACAUGGCAAUACCCUUUGGAGGAGGCAGGAGAUAAGAAUUUUUAAAUAAACAAAUACCCAGCCAGCAACCAGCCAGAUGGUGCCUCCAGCAGAGUGCCUCUUUGUGCAGAGUCUGGAUGCCACAAUUGUGAUGCACAACCUGCACACAAGGUUUAUCCCUGAAGGUGAUGGAUUUGCAGGUAGAGAUCUGUCAAAGAUGCUGCUUUUGUCUUGUUGACUGGCGUGUGUCAGCUGCCCUGAAUCUUCGGAGAAGGGCAGGGUAGGACUCUCUGGCAACAAACCUGUAUUUCUUCAUGCCAUCUCUAAGCAAAUGAAGCCAAACUGGUUCCCUCUAAUGUCACAGACGUGUUUAAAUGCCAAGUAUACAGUAGCUGGAAUGCCUGGCCUGUGGGGCGCCUGUCCCCACUUCAUGCAGCCCUGCAUAUUGGCCAGGUCUCGGACUGUCGGACUGGGAUGUGCAACUCGGCUGCCAGAGCUCCAGGGACCCAGAUCUUCGGAAGGACGUUGUUGGCCACCGUAGAGGGGAGAGAGAGGCACUACCAAGCUGCCUGCGGGCCGUGGCUACUGCAAACAGAAAACAAACGGGGAGAUUGUUUCCGAGAGCCAGGAAUGGAAACUUGCAGUUGAGAGAAGCUAAAAACCACCUCGGGGCCUCAGCAGCUAGAGCUGAGGGGAGGCGUUUCAAGGGGUGAGGAAGGACAAGUCUGAACGGAGGCAGAGAUGGUGGCUUAGUUCACACCUCACCUGCUGCCUCUCUUGGGCAGCCACAUUCCAGGAGAGAAGCUCUUCCCUGCCCGGCUCCUGACCAUGCACACCCUGCUAAGUCUGAAGCUCCCCCGACUGCUCAACAUAAAUCAAGUUCCCAAAGUUUUCCGAGAGCGGGGCAUUCUUUUUGGGUACCGCCACCCAAGGAGUUCUGCGACGGACUGCAUCUUCAGUGUCUUCCAAAUGACAAAUGAGACUGUGAAUAUAUGGACGCAUUUUCUGCCUGCCUGGUACUUCCUAUGGAAGCUUUUGGCCUGGUUCUGCACCCAGGAUGUCUGGGACGACCGCUACACCUGGCCCUUUCUGGCCUACAUGGUGACGUGCUGCAUUUAUCCGCUGACGUCCAGUGCCGCUCACACCUUCAGCACAAUGUCCAGCCGUGCCAGGCACAUAUGUUAUUUCCUUGAUUACGGCGCGCUCACCUUGUACAGCCUAGGCUCUGCGGUUGCUUACUCUGCCUACGUUUUCCCCGAGGAGUGGCUUGGCAACACCUUCCACCAUUACUACGUCACCAUUGCUGUGCUGAACACUAUUAUUGGCACCACCCUCGCCUGCUAUUCCAGGUUCAAUGAAAUGGAGCAGCCCAGGUUCAGCAAAGCUAUCCGCACAAUAGCCUUUGCAUAUCCUUAUGCAUACGACAGUGUGCCUCUCUACUACAGGCUCUACUUGUGUGCAGUGAGGGGCUGCAUAGAGAAUGCCCUCCCAAUUCACUACAGGCACACUGUCUUUGCCUGGCUGACCUGCUUCCUGUUUGCUACACAUCUGCCAGAGCGGCUGGCACCAGGACGCUUCGACUACUUUGGGCACAGCCACCAGCUCUUUCACAUCUGUGGGAUCAUGGGGACACUCUUCCAAAUGGAAGCCCUUCUUGUGGACAUGACAGACCGGCGUGAGCAGCUCCUGGAAGCUUUGCCAGCUCCUUCCUUCUCUCAAACAAUUGGUGCAUUAGCAGCAUCUGCCACUGUCAGUCUUAUCAUCAUUGCUGCUUUCUCAACAACUCUCUAUUCCAUGCCAAAAUUCUCCAGGAAAGGAAACAAACAUAGGGACUAAUUUAUUUUUUAAGAUGAUAUUAAUAUAAAAGGUGCAAUGUGUGCUACUAAUCUUUGCUGCUGAGUUGAUGAGCACUCUUUGAUGAGCGACUUAAUUGGGAUUUCUAUUAUGAAUGAGAUCUUGUAUCGCAGUAUUUCUAUCUCUUGAGCUUGAAGAUGUAUCUGCAGCUUUUAUAUAUCGUUUAAGUAUUCAGAAUACUUGCAAUAACUGGAAGUUCAAGAACUCGGAGUACCGUAAUUUCAAGCACUGAAGUUUGCAACAGCAAUAGUACCAGCAGUCUCUUAUCCAGAUGUCUGAGUUUUUGUGGACAAAAGUAGAAAAGUUGCUCUCCUUCCUGCCAAAGAGGUUGUCAUGACCUUUAAAGCACAUUCACUCCUUUUUAGAUGAUCAGGAAGAUUGCCUUGCAUAUCUGGACCUCAUGUCUGCCACGCAAUCAUAAUGCAUAUACCUCUAAUCCAGCAGCUUGCAAUGAAAUGCUAUCUGGUUUCUUGAAAAUUGUUUGUAUACAUUUAUAUUUUUGUAAAUAGCCUCUACUGAGGUAUCAAGACAAGCAUUUGCAACCCAAGGGAACACAUUUUAUUUUAGGUAUAUUAAACAAAACUGGUUUUCCAUGUUAAUGUUUUAUGCUGUAAAAAUAUCUCAAGGCCAAAUAGUCAAAAAAACUGUUCUGC